This is a messenger RNA of Macadamia integrifolia, 1367 nucleotides long. Its product is annotated as probable methionine--tRNA ligase. Gene Ontology annotation, molecular function: ATP binding; methionine-tRNA ligase activity. Gene Ontology annotation, cellular component: aminoacyl-tRNA synthetase multienzyme complex; cytosol. The transcript is spliced from 7 exons. Lineage: Eukaryota; Viridiplantae; Streptophyta; Magnoliopsida; Proteales; Proteaceae. Gene Ontology annotation, biological process: methionyl-tRNA aminoacylation. The record is from RefSeq and is a predicted model, not a curated record. Bases 684 to 1145 code for a protein of 153 amino acids.
CUUCUACAAUCGACUCUUUAACGUCCGAUGAUCCGAUCGCGUCAUUGAGGGCAUAAGUUUCUGUUCAGACUAUGUAUUUCCGAAAGGGGAAGGAAUGGGUUGCUGAUUUCAGUUGUUCGGACUACAGAUUUCCCAGAAGAGGAAAACUUGGUUGCUGGUUUCAGGAGAUGGUACUCUUAAAUAAGAAUGGAGGGAGAAGGACUCGAGGGAGAAGAAUCGGUUGACUCACCCAUCGACUUCUCAUUCACACACAGAGAGAGACAGAGGAGGGGAGAGAACUGGUGCUGUGUGAGUGCUCUCCUCCAGUUUACGAUUCUGAAGUUUCUUCUCUUGGAACCGUUUGUUGUUCCUGUCACUUCUUCUGGUGUUGCUCCGGCUCCGGCUCCAUCGCCAUGGGAGAAAGACAAAGGAGGGGAGACAACUCAGACCCACGAUAUCGUUCAUCUUCUUCGGGUUGGAUGUUCAUCUGAGAAUCGAAAGAAUCCCAUUCCCAUGUUUGUUCGUGGGUCUGCGUGAGUGCUCUGUUGGGAUCAGCAAACCUUACCAUCGGUCAUCUUCUUCCCAUAACUUGAGGCCAAGUAUAUGCUUCUAUCAUUCCUGACGCUCCAGGUGCAGAAUCACAUCCCUUGACCAAGAAAUUAGCAGAAAAAGUUAGUGAUUUUGUUGAUCAAUGCAUCGAGGCCAUGGAGAAGGUUGAACUAAAGCAAGGAUUGAGGCCUGCAAUGACGAUUUCUAGUGAAGGGAACGCAUAUUUGCAAGACAGCCAAUUCUGGAAUCUCUUUAAAAAUGAUCCAUCUUCUUGCAACAUCGUUAUGAGAACUUCAGCUGGACUAGUAUAUCUGCUUGCAGCUUUGUUAGAACCUUUCAUUCCAUCUUUCUCUGUUGAGGUAUUAAGGCAGUUAAAUUUGCCAAGACCACAUCUAUCAUUGUGUGAUGAAAUUUUAGAUAUUGAUAGGGCGCGGAGACCUUGGGAGAUUCUACCUUCUGGUCAUGACAUAGGCACGCCCAAACCUUUAUUUAAGGAACUGAAAGAUGAAGAGGUAGAGUUCUACAGGGAAAUAUUUGCUGGAAGUCAAGCUGAUUGGAUAGAGAAGGCAGAUGCUGCAAAGAAGGUUGCUGAGCAGCUGAAGAAAACAAAAAUGUGACUUAAUGCUAUUAUGUACUUGUAAAAAUAGUAACCUAGAAGCCUAAAUUUAUUUAAGUUCAUCCUAGAUAUCAGAUCUUACGUUGAUUAACAAUUAUCUAAUAAAUUUUCUAUAUGUGAAUACUUUUGGUGAGGGAACCUUUAUUUUGUUUUUGGGAGAAUACCUUAUUUUGGAAACUUAAGUGUUGCUCCAAAAAUAAAUUUUGUGGGCCUUUUGUUUCAA